CAGAGUACCAUCUAUCGCUUCAUCGUGCAGCAGAGCAGCGGUAACAGCUCAUCCAUGGCCAUGGAGAGGUUCUUGACGGCACUUGUCUUCUGCGAGGCGCCGCUGGACGGCUACGGCACAUCGGUGACGGCCACACGUACAAUCACCAAGCUUGUCUCCGGCGGCAGCGCGGCUAAACCAGCGACGGUUAACAAGGCGGACGCUGAGAAGGAGCAGGGAUUCUUCUACGGCAAGCCGACGGCGCAGCGGCGUGCUGGGUUCGAGCUGGCGUUCGACGGCAUCAAUUGUUUCGACACCGUCGUUAUGCGCUAGGACUUGCACCAACAAUUCAUCCUAGAAUGUUGUCAUGAUUUGUUCAUUCGAUUGUACUACUGUAUUUAACUGGUGCUGAUGAUUUAACAGAAACGAAAGGAAUUUUAAAGUGAUUAUACAUUAUACUAUUUAUCA
This is a messenger RNA of Lolium rigidum, 447 nucleotides long. RefSeq lists its product as uncharacterized. The coding region runs from base 55 to 312 and encodes 85 amino acids. NCBI's taxonomy places the organism in Eukaryota, Viridiplantae, Streptophyta, Magnoliopsida, Poales, Poaceae. The record is from RefSeq and is a predicted model, not a curated record. The transcript has a single exon.